This is a messenger RNA of Scaptodrosophila lebanonensis, 1147 nucleotides long. RefSeq names its product type I phosphatidylinositol 4,5-bisphosphate 4-phosphatase-A. Gene Ontology annotation, cellular component: lysosomal membrane; phagocytic vesicle membrane; late endosome membrane. Gene Ontology annotation, molecular function: phosphatidylinositol-4,5-bisphosphate 4-phosphatase activity. The transcript is spliced from 6 exons. The record is from RefSeq and is a predicted model, not a curated record. Bases 290 to 1078 code for a protein of 262 amino acids. Gene Ontology annotation, biological process: phosphatidylinositol dephosphorylation. NCBI's taxonomy places the organism in Eukaryota, Metazoa, Arthropoda, Insecta, Diptera, Drosophilidae.
AAUCUGCCAUCUAAUACCAGCUGACAACUCUACAUGGGAACUAUGCACGCGGGCUUACAACACUGCAGCUUACUAGUUCACACAAGUGGGCAUCACCGUUUCUAGCUACGCUGUGCUGGUACAAUUCAACAAAAAUAAGUUGAAGCAUUUGCGUUGCGGCUCAGGCUAAGCAAUUAACAGAAAUUUGGGUCGGUCGGUCGUACUGUUACUACCACUAUUAACGGAAGUUGCGAGGCAAAAGUGCAACAACAGCAGCUUAUAAAGAAGAGCAACAACAGCAAAAAACAGCAUGGCUGAUCCCGAAAGACAAAGCCUGAUCAACAAGGAGGAGCCGAUGUACAAUUCCUCCUCGGCUGUGGAUGAAGGAACCGAGAAGCCAGGGAGCAGUGCUGCAGCCAAUAAUGACGAUGGCACGGCAGCACAGUCGGUGCCCUUCAUUGGUCCCGAUGAACUGCCCCCACCGUAUCAGCAGAGCAGUGGUACCGGCGUCCCGAUGGUCACCUGUCGCGUCUGCCAAAAUAUGAUCGACAUUACGACCAAGCGUGAACAGCAUGUGGUUAAGUGCACUCAUUGCAAUGAGGCCACUCCCAUACGGAAUGCACCGCCUGGCAAGAAGUACGUGCGUUGUCCAUGCAAUUGUCUGUUAAUCUGCAAGAGCUCAUCGCAACGCAUCGCUUGUCCCAGGCCCAAUUGUAAGCGCAUCAUCAAUCUGGCACCAAGUCCCGUAACACCCCCCGUCCCCGCCAUGCCGGGCAUGUGCCGUGUUACCUGUGGUCAUUGCUCGGACACAUUUUUGUUUAACACCUUUCACAAUGCUCUGGCUCGCUGUCCACACUGCAGAAAAGUGUCGUCGGUGGGAUCGCGUUUCGCCAACGGGCGCGGAUCUCUGUUUGCCAUUAUGGCUGUGCUCUUCCUGAUUGCGGGCAUCGGCGUUACGGUUGGCACAGUUUCGUAUGCAGCGGAUCAUGGCGGCAUGUAUAUUCUUUAUAUUGCUUUGUUUUUUGUUGCCGCCAGCAUGUUGGCACGUUCUGUUUACUAUUUCCGCCUUAAAGUGAGCGCCAUUGAUGGGCCUAUGUAAGAAUAUAGGGGCACCAGCUAUAACGAAAGUGCAUUGUUUUAUUUUUAUAUUAUACAUACUAUAUACAUA